CCAGUGAAAUUAAGUUAUCAAUUGCAUUAUGGUCGAUAUAUUUAUAUAUUUAGUUUAAUAUAUAUUUUUUAUGUUUGUGCUAAAAAUUAAAAAUGGGUAAUUGCAUUAAUUAUGUUAUGACUCUGGCGAAUAGUAUAAUUGGCGUAGGUGUUCUAGCAAUGCCCUUUUGUUUUCAAAAAUGCGGUAUUAUCCUAGCAAUUAUUAUGAUUUUGCUUAGUAGCAUAAUUUCCAGACUGUCUUGUCAUUUUCUAUUGAAGGCUUCGAUUUAUUCUAGGAGAAAAAACUUUGAGUUUUUAGCAUUCCAUGCUCUCGGUUCCACUGGAAAACUAUUGGUCGAACUAGGUAUCAUAGGUUUCCUAAUGGGUACAGUAAUUGCAUUCUUUGUUGUGGUUGGUGAUUUGGGACCCGAAAUCAUUGCAAAAGCUCUUAAUAUAGAAUCAAGUCAAUCAUUAAGAUCAUGGCUGUUAAUUUUAAUUACAAUUGGCUGUGUUAUACCUUUAGGAUUAUUAAGAAAUGUAGAUAGCUUAUCAAGCAUUUGUACCGUUACAAUAGGAUUUUACAUUUGCUUGGUUAUUAAGGUAAUGCUUGAAUCAACUCAACACAUUAGUGACUCAGAUUGGUUUGAUAAAGUUGAAUUAUGGAAUCCAUCAGGCAUACUUCAAUGCCUCCCAAUAUUUUCAAUGGCUUUAUUUUGUCAAACGCAGAUUUUUGAAAUAUACAGUCGUAUGGAGAAUGCUUCUUUAGAAAAAAUGAAUUUGGUUGUUAAAUGGGCAAUAAAUAUAUGUUCUAUGGUUUAUAUUUUAGUUGGAUCUUUUGGAUAUAUAGCAUUCUGUCAUCAGCAUUUUGGAGGAAAUAUUCUCUUGAGUUUUUCUCCUACUCCAAUGAGUGACAUAAUCAAGAUGGGCUUUGUUUUGUCGGUUGCAUUUAGUUUUCCUCUAGCAAUAUUUCCUUGCAGAUCUAGUCUCUAUUCACUCUUAUUUAGAAGGGUAACAUCUCAGCAUGAGGUGCUACCAACAGUCAUGCCUGAAAGGCGUUUUCGCUGUUUAACUAUUUUCAUAGUUGCUGUGGGUCUCGCAGUAGCCAUGGCCAUUCCUUCCAUCGAACUUGUUUUGGGUUUAGUAGGUUCUACGAUGGGUGUUGCAGUUUGUGUGCUAUUACCAGCAGCAUGUUAUGUGAAAGUUGUCACUAAGCAAACUAACGAGAGAUUACUUGCCCAGGUAGUCCUUGUAACAGGUGUUUUAAUAAUGAUAUUUGGAACUUAUGCAAAUUUAUAUGCGAUGGAUGAAGCUGCAUCAAUUAACUCAGAAGAUUCAAUUGUGAAAAAUGAAAUUGUGCUUGUGCCCUUGGAUGAGGUAAAAAUGAAGUUAGAUGAAAAAUCAACUAUAAAUAAAAAUUCAGAGGUGAUUCUGAAUGAUGAAAAAAUUGAUAGGUUAUUGAAACCUGACAAUAAAAUAAUUAAAACAUUACCUAAAGAUCAAAUAAUUGAAUCUCCCCCAUUACCCGUAGAGAAGGAUGAAUUAGUGCAAGUAGUUGAACUUAUUAAAGAAGCAACUGUAAAGAAAGAAGAAGAAAUAUCAAAUGAUAAAACUCUUUAUGAGGUAAAACCAAUAGAAACCAAAAGAACGGAUAAUAAUGAAGAUACAGCGAUCAAAUUGGGAAUUGACAAAGUCCCAAAUGAAAUUAGUGUUGACGCCAUUAAAAAGGAAGACCAUGAAAUUAGUUUAGAGAAGAAUAACUUAUUGGAAAGUACCAAACUCAUGGUAGAGGGGAAGUCAAAAAUUGAUAUUAAAUCAUCUAAAGAAGAUAAAGAGAUAAUAAAUAAAGGUGACAAUAAAUUGAAGUCAGAGGUCAUUACUGAAGCCAUAAUAAUAGAAAAAAUUAAAAAAGAAAAACAACAGUUAGAUGACGAGUUUGAAAGCAAAAUUGUUCUAAAUAGCAAUUUGUUAGUUAAUAUGAAUAUUAAAAAUAUACAGACAUCAAAAGAUGAUAAAAUAGAGAAAAAUGAUUCAAAAAUAAAGACAAAUAAUUUAAACUCAGUUGUCAAAGAACCAAUGCAGGAUAAAAAAAAAUCUGAUGAUGUUGUUCAAAAUGACAUUGAAAAGAAACGGGUGGUUGAUAAAAAAAUUGAUACAAGUAUUCAAAAUAAUUCUCCAAAAAUUAGCAAAGAUGUUGAAUCCAACAUAAAUAAUGUUGCAAAAGCAGUGCCAAUUGCGUCACACAUCAAAAAGGUAGAAAGUGAUCAAAAAGUUAUGCAGCUGGAGUUGAAUAAGAAAAAGAUAGAUAGUGAAAUGAAUAUGAAGAUCAAUUUAACAAAACCUAUUCAAGAAGUGCCAAUAGCACUACUAAACAAUAAUACUAAGCAAAAAGUUGAAAAUGAAAUAUCACAUUUUGAUAAAAAUAAAGAUCAUUAUGAUAGACUUAAGAGAGAUACAUAUCACACAGAAAAAGAUGAGAAUUGUCAAAAAAAUGAGAAUAAUAAUGUACAUAAUGAAAUAAAUACAAAACUUGUUUCUGGCAUUAAUAUACUGAACUCAGAAAAUACUCUGAAGGACAGUUUAUUUUUAGAGGUUUUGAAACCUUCGAUCAGGGAUCUAAAAUCGAUAGAAGAUAAUUCCAAAAAAUAA
Messenger RNA from Ctenocephalides felis (cat flea), 2624 nucleotides. Its product is annotated as putative sodium-coupled neutral amino acid transporter 10. Gene Ontology annotation, biological process: amino acid transmembrane transport. The record is from RefSeq and is a predicted model, not a curated record. The transcript is spliced from 10 exons. Gene Ontology annotation, molecular function: amino acid transmembrane transporter activity. The coding region runs from base 93 to 2624 and encodes 843 amino acids. Lineage: Eukaryota; Metazoa; Arthropoda; Insecta; Siphonaptera; Pulicidae.